AUGACAUCAUCGAUUCCUAAUAACGCCGCUGCGACUGCUCUCCGCUCCCUCCUCGAUUUCGGCAACUCGCUUCUCUCGGAGCUCCUGCGUUUCCGCGCCAACCUACCGCGAGACUUCCUCCGUUCAAUCACACUCCCUGCACCACCACCUCCAUCGACAUCUUCUCAGCUCAAUCCCGUGCAAAUCCCCUCGCCGUCUCCCGAUCUGCCAUUCCCGCUAUGGGACUUCGAGUACCUGCGCGCGCCAGACGACCGCGAGCGCGAGCUCCGGGAGCGGCCGAACGAGUGGAGCGCGGAGCGCGCGUGGUGGACGGCGCACGGCGAGCAGCUGGUGGGGUUCGUGCUGCUGCUGGCGGCCGCGCUGAAGCUCUACCGCGCGCUGAGGCAGACGAUCGAAGGGCUGCGGCGUGGCUUGUUCCUGGGGAGCUCGCUGGAAGGCGUGGUGGGGGGAGAUGAGGGCGACGAGAUGCAGUCGCUGCUGCUGCAGCGCCUACUCAUCGCUGCGUACCGUCACUGGUGCCGAACCUCCGGGCCAGGCUCGGGGGAGGCCCUGGGUGAGAUUUUGACUAGCGACUUUGACGACCUAUGCCAGCUGUGCCGAACCACAGGAUCAGGGUCGGGGGAACCGGAGGCCCACAAGGGGUCUGUAGUAGGACAAGCAACGGGCAAGAAAGUGGGGAGCAACGUGGGUGCAGGCAGCAGCAGUGCCAGCAGUGAUACCGACGCCUUCCUUUGGUCUCCAUUCCCAAGAGAGUGCUUCGACAUUGAAAAGCUGGGCCUCGUUUUAGGCUUGGACUCAGGUUCGGGCUCAGGCCUGGGAUCAGGUUUGGGGUCAGAGGGGUCUGGUCUGGACAUUGGAGGGGCGGAGACAGCAGCGUUUCUGUCGCUGCCGUGUGUGAUAGCGCCCACGGACACUCGCAGCCUGGAGCAGCUCUUCUCCCGCUUUGCCCCCCCGCCUGAUGUCACAUGGAUGGCCAUCCAGGCCCUGCUGCGGAAACAAGCUGCUGCCGUCGACUCCUCGCCUGCUGCUUCCUCCACUUUCGAUCCAGCCUCUUCGGUUCUCCUGUCUUCCUCCUCCUCGUCUGCUCUGCCUACUCCCACGUUCUCCUCAUUCCCUUCAACGCAAGCCCCCUCGCAGGCAGGAGCAACAGGAGCAGGGGGAGCAGCAGGAGCAGCGGCAUCAGGAACACCACCCUGGCAGCACUUCCCUGCCGCAAACUCAGCUCUCGCCCUGCACCUCUCCCCAACCUCCGCGCUGCACGUGGCUCAGGCGCUGGUGCAGGUGCUGCCAGGGGUGCAGCAGGCAGUGGGCAGAGCCAUGGGUCGGCUGAAGCAGCAAGGGGCGGCGGGAUGGGAGGAGGAGCUGAGGGGUGGUAAGCAUGUGGGCAGUGGGGUUGGUUUGUCCGUGCUGCGCAGUGCACGGGAGAUCCUCUCCCUCAUCCGCCACACAGCCGCGCUCCUCAGGUGGCUGCUGCAGCACCGCGCCUCCCUCGCUUUGCACCUUUCCCUGCCUAUCAUCCUCACCACCCACCGCCUUGCUCGCUCAGCCCAACAACACGCACACACCCGUGCUCGCACUGCUGCUGCCGCUGGCCUGUCAUCCCCUGGCUGGUCGGAGGCAAGCCAGGUGGCUGCUGAGGUAGCUGCGGACUUGCUCUUGCCGGAAGUAACAGGUGGGGUGGCUGUGGGCUCGCCUCCUCCCAUCCCCCCUCCCGCUGACCACGACCCACUCUUCACUCUCCUUCUUUCGUUCGCCGAGCUCCAAUCAGAGGCCGCCACGUGUCUCUCCGCCAUCAUUGCCCGCAGAGAGGACAGCUGGCACCGCCUGAGGCAGGCGGCGUGCGCACGGCUGGACGGCCUGGCUCGGCUGUUUGUGGCGGGGCAGGGUGUGGAGGGAGAGGGGAGAGGCGCAGCAGGGAGUGGGGGCAGAGGGGGAGUUGAGAGUGGGAGCAGGGGAGGGGAUAGGCGAGGGGUGGGAGAUGGUGGGGAGGCGAUGGCGGGCAUGGGGUGGAAGGAUGGGGCGGAUGGGAGCAUUGGGGAGUGGUUUCAGCGACUGUCGUGGCAGGUGUCGCACUGGCAGCACCCAGACGCCCCUUCAACGCCAGCCAGCCUGCAGCAGCUCUCCCUCGCCCUCGCAGACGCUGCCUCCCUGCACCACAUUCAGUCGCACCCCCUCGCCGGCCAAUCGCUGCACGCCACCUGUCGCCUGCUACAGGACAUGGCUCUCGUGCAGGCCAUUCGAGCCGACCACCUUGCGGCGCUCGCUGCUGCUGCCGAGCCUGGGUUCCUCUGGGCGCUGCUGCCGAGCCUGCUGCCGUGGCUGCAGGCGCGGGUGAGGCUGCAGCCAGAGUGCCUGGGGCAGAUGGGGUGCUUGCUGGUGUUGAUUCGGUCAGGAGUUGAUGGCACUGCUGUCUCUUUGAGUGUUGCCUCUGGUGGUGCAAGAAAGCAUACUCAUGCUGGUGCUCGUACCAGUGCUGAUGGUAGUGGCGGCGGCGGUGAGAGUGGGGCACGAGCAGGACGAGCAUCAACAGCUGUACGACAGAGAGAGGGGCUUGUGGCUCUGGACUGGGCGCUGAGGAGAGCAGAGGAGGAGCGAGUGAUGCGGGCUGUGGAAGUGGUGGGUGUGAUGACGAGGGAGAGGAGGCUGGUGCUGCUGCAGCUGGCAAAGGAGAUGAGAGGAGGAGGGCAAUGUCGUGAGCAGGAAGAGGAGGAGGUGGUGGUGGGAGGAGAGCAGCGGCGGCAAGUGCGGAAGACUGGAGGUGGAGGAGGAGAGGGUGAGGCAGCAGUAGCAGCACUGGUAGGGAAAGCAGCGAGGUCUGCAGUUGCCAUGGGGCGGCACGUCUUGGCAGCAUAUGGUCGAGCAGAGGUCGGACUGACCCAACCGGUGGCAGGGGAGGUGGGGGGAGGAGGGCAUGUGGGAGGAGGGCAGGGGAGCGGCAGCACAGCAAGCAGGGGUGGGGUGGGAGGCGGAGGAAAGGCUAGUGUUUUGAAGGCGGGAGCAGCAGCAGGUGAACCCGUGUCCGUGGGAGGCAGGGCGGCUGCGACUGCUUCUUCCUCGGUGAAACGAGGACCUGCUUUGGUAAACAGUGGUUCUUCUGAAGAUCUUGGAGAUUUCAAUGGGAUGGUGACAGGUGUCGCGAGGGCACUGGCGGAGGUGGGUCAGGUGCGGCUGGUGCGGGGGCUGGUGCGCAUGGCUGCAUGCGCUGCCACGGGGUGUGAAACCCCCGCCGCUGCCCGCACUGUGGAGUGCCUGCUGGCCUCCCUGCACCCACACACUUCUUCUCGUGCUCACACUGCUGCACGGAACGCUGAGCACCUCUCGCCCUCUGCUCGACCAAUCCGCCUCAAACCGCCAGCCAUGGCCUCCGCGCUCGCUGCUCGUCAGGUCCUCUCAGGCCUCUCCUUCAGCUCUGCAGUCAGAGGCACCGAGCUCGCCACCCGCAGCCUCCCCGCGGUUCCCCAACUAGCAGCUCCCCGCGGCCUAGGCGUCACCGCGCUCUUCAGCUCGCGCAAAGCCGCCGUCCCCGUUAAGAGCAUCCCCGCGACGAAGCUGCGCACGGAGGACGGCAUCUUCGGCACGUCGGGCGGGUUCGGGCUCACCAAGGCGAACGAGCUGUUCGUGGGGCGCGUGGCCAUGCUGGGCUUCGCGGCGUCGCUGCUGGGCGAGGCGAUCACGGGCGUGGGGAUCCUCUCGCAGCUCAAUAUCGAAACGGGUAUCCCUAUAACGGAGACGGAGCCGCUGCUGCUCUUCUUCAUCGCCUUCACCGUGCUCGGCGCCAUCGGCGGGCUGGGCGACCGCGGGCGAUUCGUGGACGACGAGCCGGUGGGGCCGCCCGUGAAGCCCGGCGGCAUCAAGGCGGCGCUGGGGUUGAAGGAGGACGGGCCGCUCUUCGGGUUUACCAAGGCGAAUGAGCUGUUCGUGGGGCGGCUGGCGCAAUUAGGGUUUGCGGCGAGCCUGAUUGGCGAGGUGAUCACGGGCAAGGGCUCGCUGGCGCAGCUCAACUUCGAAAUUGGCGUGCCCGUGUGGGAGCUCGAGCCGCUGCUGCUCGCCAGCAUCGCCUUCUUCUUCGUCGCCGCCAUCAACCCCGGUACAGGGAAAUUCAUUAACGACGACGAGUAA
This is a messenger RNA of Closterium sp. Yama58-4, 4119 nucleotides long. Lineage: Eukaryota; Viridiplantae; Streptophyta; Zygnematophyceae; Desmidiales; Closteriaceae. The record is from the annotation of a GenBank genome assembly.